This is a messenger RNA of Pollicipes pollicipes, 2807 nucleotides long. Its product is annotated as M-phase inducer phosphatase. Gene Ontology annotation, molecular function: protein tyrosine phosphatase activity. Gene Ontology annotation, biological process: positive regulation of G2/MI transition of meiotic cell cycle; protein dephosphorylation; G2/M transition of mitotic cell cycle. Lineage: Eukaryota; Metazoa; Arthropoda; Thecostraca; Pollicipedomorpha; Pollicipedidae. The record is from RefSeq and is a predicted model, not a curated record. The transcript is spliced from 9 exons. The coding region runs from base 176 to 1945 and encodes 589 amino acids. Gene Ontology annotation, cellular component: nucleus; cytoplasm.
UUCGUUAUGGUGUGCGGCGCGGCUGGCGGCUGGUCCCACCCCCUUUCCUUCUUCCUUUAAAAUAUUCUAAUUUUUGAUCACCCUUUGGCUCUCUGCAUAGCUUUUUCAGCUUUCCACUCUUUGAACUUUCUGUUUGAUUCCUGGUCCGCCCCAGCACCGCCAGCCGUCUGCCGCCAUGUCCGGACCGCUGCGCCGCCGACUGGAGCUGCCGAGACCGGGCCGUGGCGGCGCCGGUCCGUCCCGCUCGGACCCGGCGCUGCCGUCGCCCAUCACAGACCUGGCCGACAACCUGAGCGCCGCCUCCAUCAGCGUCUCGCCCGGCCGGCGCACCUCGCACGGCUCGUCAGACGAGGCGGACACGCCAACAACGGCGGCCGUGCUCGGCAGUCGACCCCGGUCGCGCAGGCUGCUGCGGGAUGUCAGCCUGGACGAGGGCACGCCCGAGGGCAGGGCGGCGGCCCCGCUCCGCCGCUUCAAGUCGCUGCCGGUGCGCCAGCGGCUGCAGGCGGCUGCCUGCUCGCCCGCCCUCGGCUCGCCCGCCCUCGACAAGGAGAACGCGCCCUUCCUGUCGCCGGCCAAGCAGGACGCGUCGUUCGACUUCAGCAGUCCCAAGCGGUCCGGCCUUAGCGACAGGUCGGCGUCGCGUGCUCCCAGCAGCUUGUGUCAGCGGCGGCUGCCUCUGGGCCAGGUCCAGAGGCCGACGCCGGCGACGGAGCCGCCUGAGGUGCAGGAUCCCAGCUCGCAGGACAGCGGGUACGACGCCACAGAGAGGGAUGAGUUCAGGUUCGCCGCGCCCACGGCGCCCCCGCCGCGUCGCGUGCGGUCGAGCGUGUCGUCCGGCUCGUCCGGCUCUCCGGCGCCGCUGCGCCGCUCCGACUCGGACGGCUUCAUGGACGCCAUCGACCUGGACACGAUGGACGAGAGCGCCAUGCCGGCGGGCCUGCAGGCGCUUCUCUCGGCGCCGAUCCUGAGUCCGGCGGGCGAGGAGCCGCCGCCGCCGCGCCGGCCCGCCAUCCGACGCUUCCUCUCCAUGGUGGAGCGACCCUCCGCGGACGCCACCGACGCGCGCGCCACGCUGGCGGACCGGAUGCCGGUGCCGGUGCCGGGCCGGCUGGGCCAGUUCAAGCGGCCCGAGCCGCCGUCGCUGGAGCCGUGCUCGCCGACUCGCAAGCGGCUGUGCUCGCUGGCCGAGUCGCCGUCGCCGCGCGCCGCCGGCGCCGAGCUGCAGCGCUCCGAGAGUCACCGGCUGACGCCGUGCGCCGAGCGCGUGCGCCCGCUGCAGCGCUGCCACUCCGAGUCGGAGGCCACCAUCAAGCGCGCCGUCCAGCGCUCGUGUCAGGACCCGGACCUGAUCGGCGACUGCAGCCGGCCGUACGCCCUGCCGCUGGCGCGCACCAGCCGCAACAGUGACCUGAAGGCCAUCAGCGCGGCGACGCUCAAUGACCUGAUGGACGGCGCCUUCAGCCAGACGGUCGCCUCCUUCCAGAUCGUCGACUGCAGGUACCCGUACGAGUACGAGGGCGGGCACAUUCGCGGCGCCGUCAACCUCUUCACGAAGGACGCCAUCCACAGCCACCUGCUGGCCAACCGGCACGCGGCGCAGCCGCCGCCGCUGGCGGCCGACACGCGCGCGCGCCGCCACCUGAUCGUGUUCCACUGCGAGUUCUCGUCAGAGCGCGGCCCCAGCAUGUACCGCUUUCUGCGCGAGCAGGACCGCAAGCUCAACAAAGCCACGUACCCGGCGCUGCUGUACCCGGAGGUGUACCUCCUUGACGGCGGCUACAAGAAGUUCUUCGAGGGCCACUCGGCCCUCUGCGAGCCGCGCGCCUACAAGCCGAUGAACAAGGAGGGCCACGAGAGCGAUCUCAAACACUUCCGCGCCAAGUCCAAGUCGUGGGCGGGCGACAGCCGGGCCCGGGGCGUGUCGAAGCGCAUGGUCUUGUGAUCGCUGUAGCGCGCUAGCGUACCAAGGGCGGGAUCCACACGCGUUUAAGCCGUGCAAUACGUGGACAACGACAGGGCGGCGGGCGGAGGCGCGGGUGGCUGUGUGUGCGUGCUCGUGUGCGUGUGUGUGCGUGCCCGUGUGCGUGCGUGUGAUGCGUGUGAUAUCAGCUGUUACCAAAGUGCGCGCGCCAGCCCGCCGGUUAGCCUGCACGGGCGCCGCCAGCGACGGCGGUACUCGGAGACGCGCAUUGGCGUCGUAGAUUCCAGGGACCAGAAAUCUAUGGUAGACCACACGUGUUCACAUGGCAGGCCGUGUACUCGGCCGCCUUGGACAUAGUAGAUAGGCCUAUGAUCUGAUGGAAUCGACUUAUUGCCGGUCUGUCAGGGUUGACGUGGUUGACCCGUCUCCCCGCGGGUCACCAACGCCAUCUAUCGCACAGUUGCUGUUUUAAGUAUACGACUGAUUGACCCUGGGGACUCCCCUGGCCCGGGUGACCAGCACUGACUGCGAUUCCGGAUCUAUGUCACCCAGAUCCGUGUUACCCGGAGCCAUGUCAACCGGCCUUCGUCCUCUUGCUGCUGGCAUCUGCGCCGCUCUCGCCUUGUUACGCCUGUCGGCACCCUCGGCACUCCCUCGUGCGACUUGUGUGUGGACGUUCCGAUUUGCACGGUUGGCGCCCGAUUUCUGUUGCUUGCGAGCCUUUCUUUCGUGCGCGGCCUUCACGUGCGCUUCUUGGCCGGCCUCUGGCGCGGUUCCGGUGUAAAUUGUGCCGCUGUGUCGGCCGUGUUUCGUUGCGCGGCGUUCUGGUGCUCUGACGGAGGCCGGCCGCACUGUGUGCCUCGGUUGCUAGAAUAAAAUCCGU